Messenger RNA from Carassius auratus (goldfish), 2162 nucleotides. RefSeq names its product homeobox protein otx5-like. The coding region runs from base 468 to 1313 and encodes 281 amino acids. NCBI's taxonomy places the organism in Eukaryota, Metazoa, Chordata, Actinopteri, Cypriniformes, Cyprinidae. Gene Ontology annotation, molecular function: DNA-binding transcription factor activity, RNA polymerase II-specific; RNA polymerase II cis-regulatory region sequence-specific DNA binding. Gene Ontology annotation, cellular component: nucleus. The record is from RefSeq and is a predicted model, not a curated record. Gene Ontology annotation, biological process: multicellular organism development; regulation of transcription by RNA polymerase II. The transcript has 3 exons.
AGAGAUAUGGCCUUUGAUUAGCUGCUUGGUGUCUUAUUGCUCAUAGUGUCCCGCUCCUGUCCGGUCCUGCCCAAGGGACACGAGCCUUAACCAAUGCAAAAACUCUGAAAUAGAGUCUUAAACUUGUGUGUAGAACAGGCUUUGGUUUUAUUAUUACCUCACAUUAAAAGAGCACACUUAUCUUUGAUAUUCAGGGCGUAAUUGAUGACAUUGGUAAACUUGGGCAAGAGGGUAAGCUUGUUCAAGACACUGAGAAGCGGGAAAGAAUCUACAGGUGUCUGAAGAGCCGCGAGACUGAAGGAGCACCGCACGCGCCAGGCGCGAGCACAGACACGCAGCCAUCAGGAGCAGAGCGCGACCCCCGACCCGUGAAAAAAAGCGUCACAGAGAAAAAAGAGAGUGAGAGAGAGGGAGGGAGAUAGAGAGAGCAAUAGAAAGAGUGUGUGAGAGACGCGGCCGUCCCAAGAAUGAUGUCCUACAUAAAGCAGCCCCAUUAUGCUGUGAACGGGUUAACACUGUCCGCCUCAGGAAUGGACCUGCUGCACUCCGCCGUCGGCUACCCAGGCACUCCAAGGAAGCAGCGUCGGGAGCGCACUACCUUCACACGGACCCAACUGGACAUUUUGGAAGCCUUGUUCACCAAAACACGCUACCCAGACAUAUUCAUGCGAGAAGAGGUGGCUCUGAAAAUCAACCUUCCAGAGUCCAGAGUUCAGGUUUGGUUCAAGAACCGUCGUGCUAAAUGCCGCCAACAGCAACAGCAGUCCAGCGGUCAGCCCAAGCCCCGUCCCCCUAAAAAGAAGUCCUCUCCUCCCUCUGAACUGACCUCUGACCCUGGUGCCAGCUCCUCAGUGGCAGCUGCCUCUGCCCCAGCCGUGCCCCCUAGUGUCAACACAGGCACAGCACCAGUUUCUGUGUGGAGUCCCACCUCUCUAUCCCCCCUUUCUGACCCGCUGUGUGGCUCCGGCACACCUUGUGUGCAGCGCCCUGCUCCAUAUGCUAUGAGCUAUGGUCAGCCCUCCACCUAUGGCCAGGGCUACAGCUCCUCUCCUUAUUUCAGUGGAUUGGAUUGCAGCCCGUACCUCUCUCCCAUGACCAGUCAGCUGUCCGCAAGCGGGGGCGCCCUCUCUCCCCUCACCGUGCCCUCCAUGGGCGGCUCGCUCAGCCAGUCACCCUCCCUCUCCUCCCAAGGGUACAGCACCUCCUCGCUGGGUUUCAGCUCCGUAGACUGCCUAGACUACAAGGACCAGCAGGCCUGGAAGCUCAGCUUCAGUACCGUGGACUGCCUCGACCAUAAAUUCCAGGUGCUGUAGAAGAGAAAGUGAGCAAGUGAAGAAAAAGAACAAGAGGGAAGGAGAAUUAGGAGAAGACGGAUGAAGAAUAAAUGAAAUUAAACUAUUGCUUGAAAUGCCGGAGACAUUUAGAUGAUGAACAAAACUGAAUCAGCAGGAUACAGGAUCACAGAGGUGAAAAGGGGUGCCCAUUUUGGAACUGGUGAAGACUGUUCCUCUGUAAUCCAGACCUGCUCUGAGAUUGGCUGAGAGUGAAGGGACUCCUCAAGUCUACUGAUCAGUCAUUAUUAACAGUUUACCUCACACACACACACACACACACACACACACACAUACACACACACACACACACACACACACACACACACAGAGAGAGAGACCAGAGACAGACUAAAACAUAUUUCAUAACACAGUAAAGUAAUUAUCACCAAAACACACACACAUAUCACACAAGGACAAGCAUGUAAUUGGAGGGAAACUUCUCAGUAUCUCUACAGAUACAAUUAGCUCUUUAUGGGACAAAGUUAUUUCUACUUUUUUCAUAAGUUUGGUUUGGUUUGUCUGUACUGAAAGGCAUUAGAAGUUCUUGUGUUGUGCUUUUAGCUUGCUGUUAUUUAUGUAUUGUUAAAUUAUGUUAACUUAUAUAUUGUUUUCUGUUAGUUUGAGUUAAUAGUUACUAAUUAGACUUCAUUUAAUGGCAAUACAUGCAUGCUGUUGAUAUAUGUUUUCUAUUUGGGAGACCUUGUGUUGAAAAAAUUUUGGUGUUUACAAUGGUUGUUGCUUUGACUGAAUACAUUCAGAUGGGAUCUACAAUUUCUCUUAUUUUAACAAUUAAACGUGACUUUGUUUAACAAGAUGUGUUUAACAAGA